Molecule: messenger RNA, 1256 nt
Organism: Cololabis saira (Pacific saury)
Lineage: Eukaryota; Metazoa; Chordata; Actinopteri; Beloniformes; Belonidae
Gene: ccdc124
Product: coiled-coil domain containing 124
Exons: 5
Coding region: 162-827 (221 amino acids)
Biological process (GO): transcription by RNA polymerase II
Cellular component (GO): nucleus
Molecular function (GO): transcription coactivator activity
Source: RefSeq, a predicted model, not a curated record
UUUAUCUGUUUGUAAAUGUGUUGGUAGAUCCGUGACGUCAUCACGGUGCGCCCUGGUUUCGGAGAGGAGGUGGCGGAUGCCCCUUCGAAACAAACAACGCCAAACUGUCUGUUACUUGUUAUUUGGCUUUCCUCUAAAACUGCUAAGAAUCAGCAGUUAGGAUGCCAAAAAAGUUCCAAGGAGAGAACUCCAAGGCGGUCACCGCCAGAGCCCGCAAGGCCGAGGCCAAGGCGGUCGCAGACGCCCGCAAGAAGCAGGAGGAAGAGGAUGCCUUCUGGCAGGAAACCGACAAACAUGUACUCAAAAAAGAGCAGAGAAAGGAUGACAAAGAAAAGAAAAGGUUGGAACUCCUUGAGAGGAAAAAGGAAAACCAACGACUGCUGGAUGAGGAGAGUGCCAGGAUAAAAGGCAAAAGAGAGAGGGAGGCGGCGGCUGCAUCUGCAGCUGGAAAAGUAACUCGUGCUCAGAUUGAAGAGAUGCUCGAGAAUGAGCAGCAGCAGCCGAUGAAGCCGAAAGAACAAAACCACUUGGAGACUCCACUGGAAGAGAAUGUUAACAGAAUAAUCCCUGAAGAAGGAACGAUGGAGGCUCGGACAAUAGAGGAUGCCAUUGCUGUUCUCAGCACUGGACCCGAUGAUCUGGACCGCCACCCAGAGCGGAGGAUGAAGGCAGCAUUUGCUGCCUAUGAGGAAGUAAACAUGCCCCGUAUAAAAAUGGAGAACCCCAACAUGAGGUUGUCGCAGCUGAAGCAACAUCUGAAGAAGGAAUGGGUUAAAGCACCAGAAAACCCACUGAACCAACGCUUUGCCACCUACAACACAAAGUGAACUCAGUGUUUGCUCAAUUGAUCUCUUUGAAAACUCUGCCUAUGCACAUUUGAGACUUCCAUUGGAAAAUGUUAUUAUUUCAUUGAUAAAUUAAUGUUGCUGAUGAGUUUCACACCCAUAAACAAUCUCUCUUGUGCCAGAGGACUUGAAGUCAUUGUUCUGCUCACAGGCAAGGAGAAACACAUUCUCUUUAAUUAAAUAAAAACUCAACAUCAUGUUUGGGUAAAUGAGCCGAAAGGAGGCAUCUUGACAUAAUGAAUUUGACUUUUUUUUUUUUUUUUAAUGCACUUCUGAGGAUGUGGGAAGUCAGAUGUUUUGAAAGUAACUUAUUAAAGUUCACGGCUGAAUCCUUGAUAUCUCAUGGUGCUUUUAACCUGUGCAACUCAUGCUUAUAAAGAAGUGCAGACAUGCUGACUGGUGGCGAAAGAA